Molecule: messenger RNA, 16281 nt
Organism: Coregonus sp. 'balchen'
Lineage: Eukaryota; Metazoa; Chordata; Actinopteri; Salmoniformes; Salmonidae
Source: the annotation of a GenBank genome assembly
CCCAUGGUUGAUGAUGGAGGAGACAGGUCCUCGUAUAGCAGACUACUUUGUGGUAGCGGGGCUCACUGACUCCUCCAAGCCCUUAGAGGAGGAGCUGCAGCUGGAUGAUGUUCCUGGUCGCUUCCCCCGCUCGGCCCCUGGUGGUCGGCCCCUGGCCCCCAUCACAGACGUAGCUGUGGUCAUACGCUCCCUGGGGGAAGAGGUACAGUAGUACAGUACUAGUUUAGAUUUUAACUUUUUUAAGGUAAAACUAUUCUGGUAACUUUCCCCAAAUUCCCAGGUUUUCCAGAAAUCCGGGUUGGGGUGAUUUCUGGAUUUUCUACUUACUUAUCCACUCCUGAUUCUGGGAUCUUCCAACAAGGAUUUCUGGAAAUUCUGGGAAUUUUGGGAAAGUUACCCACGUUUUUCAACCCUAACUUUCAGCCUUCUUAAAGCAUUUGUAAAGUUGUUUUUAAUGUACAGAGCUUUGUGAUUUCUGAAUUUAAUAAAAUGGUGUACCCCAAGGUUCUAUUCCGGGUCCUGUGCUUUUCAACAAAACAGUAUCUGUGCUGAGGAUCAUUUGUCAUUUAGCAGACACUUUUUUUUAAAAUCUAGAGCGACUUACAGUGUGCAUACAUUUUAUUAUAUGGCGGCCACAGCGGGAAUUGAACCCUCAAUCCUUGGCAUUGCAAGUGCCAUGCCCAUAUACCCUGUACCUGCACUAUGAAUGUAUUGUUCUGAUGUUUUGUCUUUGUGUAUAAUUAUUCCUAGGUUCCUCAGGCGUACACCUGCCUGGAGUCUACCCCUUCUGGUCUGUCUGCAGAGCUGAACGGAGCCAGUCUCAGAGGGCCUCAGAUCUACCUCUGCUACAAGAGAGGGCGGGAUAAACCUCCUCUCACUGAUCUGGGGUCUGUCAUCUCCUGCUACUCAUAACACUACACUACUCCUUACCUUUAUUCAUGCUGGUUUAGGAACCGUUCUUAAAUGGUCCCUCACAGCAACACUACGCUAAUCCCUGUCUGCAUCCCCAAAAUAGCACCCCUUAUGCAGCCUAAUCCCCCUGUUCCUUCUAAUACUGACCUGAAAUCAGUUCUUAUUCUGUUAUUCACAGCACAACACUAAUCCCCCUUUUCUAGAAGAUCUGGUCUAGGAUCAGUACUUAAACUGUCACACACACCACUACACUAAUCCUAUAGCAGCCUCCUAGGACGGGUCUAGGAUCAUUUCACUGACUCACACCACUACACUAAUCCUAUAGCAGCCUCCUAGGACGGGUCUAGGAUCAUUUCACUGACUCACACCACUACACUAAUCCAUAGUUUUCUUCUAGGACUGAACUAGGAACAGCUACUUGCCCAUCACUCACACCACUACACUAAUGCCCUUUUCCUAGGACUGGUUUAGGAACAGUGCUUAUCCUGUCACUUACCCAAAACACACGCUACAGCAAUCAAUCGCCUAUUCCUUUAGAUCUGACCUAGGACCAGUUCUUCCCCGGUCACUGGCCUAUAUCUCACACAACAAACCCUCAUCCCGUCUCCUAGCGCUGACCUAAGGUCAGUAAUUACACGUUCUUGGGUCAGUAGUCCAGUAAUCUUCUUUCACUGUCUAUUGAACAUGACUUACCAUAAUCAAGGCUUUAUCCCAACUUUGUUUCUACGUACUCAGGUCUUAGGAGUGAGUUACGUCAUUUAGUUACAUUCAGUUACAUCAUUUGUCUAUUAUUGUUUCAAAGGAAAACAACACCUUGUGGGAAUUGUUGACUGUGUAAACACACUAAAAGCCUUUUCCCAUUAUCACGCCGACCCCAACUGUACAGCGCUAUCUCUAUCAUCCUGACCCCAACUGUACAGUGCUAUCUCUAUCACGCAGACCCCAACUGUACAGCGCUAUCUCUAUCAUGCCGACCCAACCCCAACUGUACAGCGCUAUCUCUAUCAUCCUGACCCCAACUGUACAGCGCUAUCUCUAUCAUGCCGACCCAACCCCAACUGUACAGCGCUAUCUCUAUCAUGCUGACCCCAACUGUACAGUGCUAUCUCUAUCAUGCCGACCCAACUCCAACUGUACAGCGCUAUCUCUAUCAUGCUGACCCCAACUGUACAGUGCUAUCUCUAUCAUGCCGACCCCAACUGUACAGCGCUAUCUCUAUCAUGCCGACCCAACCCCAACUGUACAGUGCUAUCUCUAUCAUGCUGACCCAACCCCAACUGUACAGCGCUAUCUCUAUCAUGCCGACCCAACCCCAACUGUACAGUGCUAUCUCUAUCAUGCCGACCCAACCCCAACUGUACAGUGCUAUCUCUAUCAUGCAGACCCCAACUGUACAGCGCUAUCUCUAUCAUGCCGACUCCAACUAUACAGUGCUAUCUCUAUCAUGCCGACCCCAACUGUACAGUGCUAUCUCUAUCAUGCUGACCCCAACUGUACAGUGCUAUCUCUAUCAUGCCGACCCAACCCCAACUGUACAGUGCUAUCUCUAUCAUGCUGACCCCAACUGUACAGUGCUAUCUCUAUCAUGCCGACUCCAACUAUACAGCGCUAUCUCUAUCAUGCCGACCCAACUCCAACUGUACAGUGCUAUCUCUAUCAUGCCGACCCCAACUGUACAGUGCUAUCUCUAUCAUAACGACCCCAACUGUACAGUGCUAUCUCUAUCAUGCCGACCCCAACUAUACAGCGCUAUCUCUAUCAUGCCGACCCAACUCCAACUAUACAGCGCUAUCUCUAUCAUGCCGACCCAACUCCAACUAUACAGUGCUAUCUCUAUCAUGCCGACCCAACCCCAACUGUACAGUGCUAUCUCUAUCAUGCCGACCCCAACUGUACAGUGCUAUCUCUAUCAUGCUGACCCCAACUGUACAGCGCUAUCUCUAUCAUGCUGACCCCAACUGUACAGUGCUAUCUCUAUCAUGCCGACCCAACCCCAACUGUACAGUGCUAUCUCUAUCAUGCUGACCCCAACUGUACAGUGCUAUCUCUAUCAUGCCGACUCCAACUAUACAGCGCUAUCUCUAUCAUGCCGACCCAACUCCAACUAUACAGUGCUAUCUCUAUCAUGCCGACCCCAACUGUACAGCGCUAUCUCUAUCAUGCCGACCCCAACUGUACAGUGCUAUCUCUAUCAUGCUGACCCCAACUGUACAGCGCUAUCUCUAUCAUGCCGACCCCAACUGUACAGCGCUAUCUCUAUCAUGCCGACCCAACCCCAACUGUACAGCGCUAUCUCUAUCACGCAGACCCCAACUGUACAGCGCUAUCUCUAUCAUGCCGACCCAACUCCAACUAUACAGUGCUAUCUCUAUCAUGCCGACCCCAACUGUACAGUGCUAUCUCUAUCAUGCCGACCCAACCCCAACUGUACAGCGCUAUCUCUAUCAUGCCGACCCAACUCCAACUAUACAGUGCUAUCUCUAUCAUGCCGACCCCAACUGUACAGCGCUAUCUCUAUCAUGCUGACCCAACCCCAACUGUACAGCGCUAUCUCUAUCAUGCCGACCCAACUCCAACUAUACAGUGCUAUCUCUAUCAUGCUGACCCCAACUGUACAGCGCUAUCUCUAUCAUGCCGACUCCAACUAUACAGUGCUAUCUCUAUCAUGCUGACCCCAACUGUACAGUGCUAUCUCUAUCAUGCCGACCCCAACUGUACAGUGCUAUCUCUAUCAUGCCGACCCAACCCCAACUGUACAGUGCUAUCUAUCAUGCUGACCCCAACUGUACAGUGCUAUCUCUAUCAUGCCGACCCCAACUGUACAGUGCUAUCUCUAUCAUGCCGACCCAACUCCAACUGUACAGUGCUAUCUCUAUCAUGCCGACCCCAACUGUACAGCGCUAUCUCUAUCAUGCCGACCCCAACUGUACAGUGCUAUCUCUAUCAUGCUGAUCCCAACUGUACAGUGCUAUCUCUAUCAUGCUGACCCCAACUGUACAGCGCUAUCUCUAUCAUCCUGACCCCAACUAUACAGCGCUAUCUCUAUCAUGCCGACCCAACUCCAACUAUACAGUGCUAUCUCUAUCAUGCCGACCCAACCCCAACUGUACAGUGCUAUCUCUAUCAUGCCGACCCCAACUGUACAGUGCUAUCUCUAUCAUGCUGACCCCAACUGUACAGCGCUAUCUCUAUCAUGCUGACCCCAACUGUACAGUGCUAUCUCUAUCAUGCCGACCCAACCCCAACUGUACAGUGCUAUCUCUAUCAUGCUGACCCCAACUGUACAGUGCUAUCUCUAUCAUGCCGACUCCAACUAUACAGCGCUAUCUCUAUCAUGCCGACCCAACUCCAACUAUACAGUGCUAUCUCUAUCAUGCCGACCCCAACUGUACAGCGCUAUCUCUAUCAUGCCGACCCCAACUGUACAGUGCUAUCUCUAUCAUGCUGACCCCAACUGUACAGCGCUAUCUCUAUCAUGCCGACCCCAACUGUACAGCGCUAUCUCUAUCAUGCCGACCCAACCCCAACUGUACAGCGCUAUCUCUAUCACGCAGACCCCAACUGUACAGCGCUAUCUCUAUCAUGCCGACCCAACUCCAACUAUACAGUGCUAUCUCUAUCAUGCCGACCCCAACUGUACAGUGCUAUCUCUAUCAUGCCGACCCAACCCCAACUGUACAGCGCUAUCUCUAUCAUGCCGACCCAACUCCAACUAUACAGUGCUAUCUCUAUCAUGCCGACCCCAACUGUACAGCGCUAUCUCUAUCAUGCUGACCCAACCCCAACUGUACAGCGCUAUCUCUAUCAUGCCGACCCAACUCCAACUAUACAGUGCUAUCUCUAUCAUGCUGACCCCAACUGUACAGCGCUAUCUCUAUCAUGCCGACUCCAACUAUACAGUGCUAUCUCUAUCAUGCUGACCCCAACUGUACAGUGCUAUCUCUAUCAUGCCGACCCCAACUGUACAGUGCUAUCUCUAUCAUGCCGACCCAACCCCAACUGUACAGUGCUAUCUAUCAUGCUGACCCCAACUGUACAGUGCUAUCUCUAUCAUGCCGACCCCAACUGUACAGUGCUAUCUCUAUCAUGCCGACCCAACUCCAACUGUACAGUGCUAUCUCUAUCAUGCCGACCCCAACUGUACAGCGCUAUCUCUAUCAUGCCGACCCCAACUGUACAGUGCUAUCUCUAUCAUGCUGAUCCCAACUGUACAGUGCUAUCUCUAUCAUGCUGACCCCAACUGUACAGCGCUAUCUCUAUCAUCCUGACCCCAACUCUACAGUGCUAUCUCUAUCAUGCCGACCCAACCCCAACUGUACAGUGCUAUCUCUAUCAUGCCGACCCCAACUGUACAGCGCUAUCUCUAUCAUGCCGACCCAACCCCAACUGUACAGCGCUAUCUCUAUCAUGCCGACCCAACUCCAACUGUACAGCGCUAUCUCUAUCAUGCCGACCCAACUCCAACUGUACAGUGCUAUCUCUAUCAUGCCGACCCCAACUGUACAGUGCUAUCUCUAUCAUGCCGACCCAACCCCAACUGUACAGUGCUAUCUAUCAUCCUGACCCCAACUGUACAGUGCUGGCUCUAUCAUGCAGACCCCACCUGUACAGUGCUAUCUCUUUCAUGCUGACCCCAACUGUACAGUGCUAUCUCUAUCAUGCCGAUCCCAACUGUACAGUGCUAUCUCUAUCAUGCUGAUCCCAACUGUACAGUGCUAUCUCUAUCAUGCUGACCCCAACUGUACAGUGCUAUCUCUAUCAUGCUGAUCCCAACUGUACAGUGCUAUCUCUAUCAUGCUGACCCCAACUGUACAGUGCUAUCUCUAUCAUGCCGACCCCAACUGUACAGCGCUAUCUCUAUCAUGCCGACCCAACCCCAACUGUACAGUGCUAUCUCUAUCAUAACGACCCCAACUGUACAGUGCUAUCUCUAUCAUGCUGACCCCAACUGUACAGCGCUAUCUCUAUCAUGCCGACCCAACCCCAACUGUACAGUGCUAUCUCUAUCAUGCCGACCCCAACUGUACAGUGCUGGCUCUAUCAUGCUGACCCCAACUGUACAGUGCUAUCUCUAUCAUGCUGACCCCAACUGUACAGUGCUAUCUCUAUCAUGCCGACCCCAACUGUACAUAGCUAUCUCUAUCAUGCUGACCCCAACUGUACAGUGUUAUCUCUAUCAUGCUGACCCCAACUGUACAGCGCUAUCUCUAUCACGCCGACCCCAACUGUACAGUGCUAUCUCUAUCAUGCCGACCCCAACUGUACAGUGCUAUCUCUAUCAUGCUGACCCCAACUGUACAGUGCUAUCUCUAUCAUGCUGACCCCAACUGUACAGUGAUAUCUCUAUCAUGCUGACCCCAACUGUACAGUGCUGGCUCUAUCAUGCAGACCCCAACUGUACAGUGCUAUCUCUAUCAUGCAGACCCCAACUGUACAGUGAUAUCUCUAUCAUGCUGAUCCCAACUGUACAGUGCUAUCUCUAUCAUGCUGACCCCAACUGUACAGUGCUAUCUCUAUCAUGCUGACCCCAACUGUACAGUGAUAUCUCUAUCAUGCUGACCCCAACUGUACAGUGCUGGCUCUAUCAUGCAGACCCCAACUGUACAGUGCUAUCUCUAUCAUGCAGACCCCAACUGUACAGUGAUAUCUCUAUCAUGCUGACCCCAACUGUACAGUGCUGGCUCUAUCAUGCUGACCCCAACUGUACAGUGCUAUCUCUAUCAUGCUGACCCCAACUGUACAGUGCUGGCUCUAUCAUGCUGACCCCAACUGUACAGUGCUAUCUCUAUCAUCCUGACCCCAACUGUACAGUGCUAUCUAUAUCAUCCUGACCCCAACUGUACAGUGCUAUCUCUAUCAUGCCGACCCCAAAUAUACAGUGCUAUCUCUAUCAUCCUGACCCCAACUGUACAGUGCUAUCUCUAUCAUCCUGACCCCAACUGUACAGUGCUAUCUCUAUCAUGCUGACCCCAACUGUACAGUGUUAUCUCUAUCAUGCUGACCCCAACUGUACAGUGUUAUCUCUAUCAUGCUGACCCCAACUGUACAGUGCUAUCUCUAUCAUUCUGACCCCAACUGUACAGCGCUAUCUCUAUCAUGCUGACCCCAACUGUACAGUGCUGGCUCUAUCAUGCUGACCCCAACUGUACAGUGCUAUCUCUAUCAUGCUGACCCAACCCCAACUGUACAGUGCUGGCUUUAUCAUGCUGACCCCAACUGUACAGUGCUAUCUCUAUCAUGCUGACCCCAACUGUACAGUGCUAUCUCUAUAAUCCUGACCCCAACUGUACAGUGUUGGCUCUAUCAUGCUGACCCCAACUGUACAGUGCUAUCUCUAUCAUGCUGACCCCAACUGUACAGUGCUACCUCUAUCAUGCUGACCCCAACUGUACAGUGCUAUCUCUAUCAUGCCGACCCAACCCCAACUGUACAGUGCUGGCUCGAUCAUGCUGACCCCAACUGUACAGUGCUUUCUCUAUCAUGCCGACCCCAACUGUACAGUGCUAUCUCUAUCAUGCUGACCCAAACUGUACAGCACUAUCUCUAUCAUGCCAACUCCAACUGUACUGUGCUAUCUCUAUCAUCCUGACCCCAACUGUACAGUGCUAUCUCUAUCAUGCCUACCCCAACUGUAUAUUGCUAUCUCUAUCAUGCUGACCCCAACUGUACAGUGCUAUCUCUAUCAUCCUGACCCCAACUGUACAGUGCUAUCUCUAUCAUGCAGACCCCAACUGUACAGUGCUAUCUCUAUCACCCUGACCCCAAAUGUACAGUGCUAUCUCUAUCAUGCAGACCCCAACUGUACAGUGCUAUCUCUCUCAUCCUGACCCCAACUGUACAGUGCUAUCUCUAUCAUCCUGACCCCAAAUGUACAGUGCUAUCUCUAUCAUGCCGACCCAACCCCAACUGUACAGUGUUAUCUCUAUCAUGCUGACCCCAACUGUACAGUGCUAUCUCUAUCAUGCAGACCCCAACUGUACAGUGCUAUCUCUAUCAUCCUGACCCCAAAUGUACAGUGCCAUCUCUAUCAUGCAGACCCCAACUGUACAGUGCUAUCUCUAUCAUGCCGACCCAACCCCAACUGUACAGUGUUAUCGCUAUCAUGCUGACCCCAACUGUACAGUGCUAUCUGCCUCCCGAGUGGCGCAGUGGUCUAAGGCACUGCAUCGCAGUGCUAGCUGUGCCACUAGAGAUCCUGGUUUGAAUCCAGGCUCUGUCGUAGCCGGCCGCGACCGGGAGACCCAUGGGGCGGCGCACAAUUGGCCCAGCGUCGUCCAGGGUAGGGGAGGGAAUGGCCGGCAGGGAUGUAGCUCAGUUGAUAGAGCAUGGCGUUUGCAACGCCAGGGUUCUGGGUUCGAUUCCCACAGGGGGUAUGAAAAAAAAAAAAUAUAUGCACUAACUGUAAGUCGCUCUGGAUAAGAGCGUCUGCUAAAUGACUAAAAUGUAUAUGUAAAUGUCUAUCUCUAUCAUGUUGACCCCAACUGUACAGUGCUAUCUCUAUCAUGCCGACCCCAACUGUACAGUGCUGGCUCAGAUAUUUUAUUUCCAGAAAGAAUGGCUGUGUCCCAAUCCGAAGGCAGCAUCCAAUGACUGUGUCCCAAUCCAAAGGCAGCAUCCAAUGACUGUGUCCCAAUCCAAAGGCAGCAUCCAAUGGUGUAUGAGUGACCAGGCCAGUGCAAUACAGCUUGGCCUGGCUUGGCUCAGCUGUGUAUUGUGAAUCAGUCCUAACAUUUCCUCCUCUGUCCUCUCUGUGUAUCUCAGGGUUCUGUAUGAGUGGAAGGAGAAGCUGAAGCCUGGCUGUCACAUCGUCCAGACCACGCCCUCUGGUCGCCCUGCCAACAUCAGUAGCUCCUCCUCCCAGCGCAUCUACAUCACCUAUCGCCGCGCCCCGCAGAGCCAGCCUCACACGUCAUUGGCUGUCACAGAUGUCUGCAUCAUCAUCCCGGGCAAAGGGGAGACGCCCCCUCACACCUUCUGCAAGGUGGACAAGAACCUCAACAGCAGUAUGGUGAGCCAAAUCAACCCAUACAAUACUAUACAAUACUAUACAGUACUAUACAAUACUAUACAAUACUAUACAAUACUAUACUAUACUAUACAGUACUAUACAAUACAAUACUGUACAAUACUGUACAAUACUGUACAAUACUAUACAAUACAGUACAAUACUAUACAAUGCUAUACAAUACAGUACAAUACAGUACAAUACAGUACAAUACAGUACAAUACUAUACAAUACUAUACAAUACAAUACUGUACAAUACAAUACAAUAUCAUACAAUGCAGUACAAUACUAUACAAUGCAGUACAAUACUAUACAAUACAAUACUAUACAAUACAAUACAAUACAAUACAAUACAAUACAAUACAAUACUAUACAAUACUAUACAAUACAAUACAAUACAAUACAAUACAAUACUAUACUAUACAAUACUAUACAAUACUAUACAAUACAAUAUUCAUCUCCCAGUGUCUGUUGGUGUCACGAUCGUUGGUUAGAGAUGAGGACCAAGGCGCAGCGUUGCAGGCCAACAUACUCUUUAUUAGGCGAUAUAUUGACAAAAUAAACAAAACGAUAACGUGACAGUUCACGGUCUAACACAAACCAAACUAGAAACAAGAUCCCACAACUACUGUGGGAAAACAGCCUGUUUAAAUGUGGUUCCCAAUCAGAGACAACCAGCCACAGCUGACACUCGUUGCCUCUGAUUGAGAACCACACUGGCCAACAUAGAAAUGAACCAACUAGAACUACAACACAAAUCUACACACCCUGGCUCAACAUAACAGUGUCCCCAGAGCCAGGGCGUGACAGUACCCCCCCCUAAAGGCGCGGACUCCGACCGCGUCAACUAAAUACCACAGGGGAGGGACCGGGUGGGCACUCCGCCUUGGCGGCGGAUCCGGCUCCGGGCCUGAUCCCCACUCCCUCUCCAACCCCCCAAAGUACCCCUGGUCCGGUCUGGCCCCGCUGACCGGAGCUGGACUACACACUGGUGGAGCGGAUUGCUCUAGCUCCGGCGUGAAGCAGCUGACCGGUGCCGGACCAGGCACCGGUGGAACAGGCACGGGCCGUGCCGGACUGACGACGCACACCACUGGCUUGGUGUGGGGAGCAGGAGCGGACCGGACCGGGCUGGCGACGCACACCACUGGCUUGGUGUGGGGAACAGGCACGGGCCGUGCCGGACUGACGACACACACCACUGGCUUGGUGUGGGGAGCAGGAGCGGGCCGGACCGGGCUGGCGACGCACACCACUGGCUUGGUGUGGGGAACAGGCACGGGCCGUGCCGUACUGACGACGCACACCACUGGCUUGGUGCGAGGAACAGGAACAGGCCGGACCGUACUGGGGACACACACCACUGGCCCUAUGCAGGGAUCAGGAACGGGCCGGACCGGACUGGUAACACACCCCAGUACCUCUCGCCGUGCCUCUACACCUUCCUUCCCCUCUUCGACCAGUGGCCCCCGUAACCUGGCGGCCUCCUCUGCCAACCCACUGGGCUGCUCUGUCGCGGUCUCCUGCUGCCCCGUCGUCCACGGCGUUAGCCCCCCCCUAAAAAUUUUAUGGGCUUCACUCCUACCCGUGGACCCGGUCUCCAUAUCUCUCGCCAGCCUUUCGCCCUUCUGCUUCCAAGUCAAGCCCCUCUCUUCCUCACAUGGCUUGACCCAGUCGAGGAGGCGAAGGAGAUCCGCUAGAGAUCUCUCAGGCGCUGGCUCCUGGACUUGCUGCUUGGUCCAGUCUUGGUGGGAUCUUCUGUCACGAUCGUUGGUUAGAGAUGAGGACCAAGGCGCAGCGUUGCAGGCAAACAUACUCUUUAUUAGGCGAUAUAUUGACAAAAUAAACAAAACGAUAACGUGACAGUUCACGGUCUAACACAAACCAAACUAGAAACAAGAUCCCACAACUACUGUGGGAAAACAGCCUGUUUAAAUGUGGUUCCCAAUCAGAGACAACCAGCCACAGCUGACACUCGUUGCCUCUGAUUGAGAACCACACUGGCCAACAUAGAAAUGAACCAACUAGAACUACAACACAAAUCUACACACCCUGGCUCAACAUAACAGUGUCCCCAGAGCCAGGGCGUGACAGUUGGAAAGCAGACAACCAGAUUUUCAUCUAGGAUGCUCUAUUCCAUUUAUCUUUUCUCUUUCUUUCCCCUUAGAGCCUCAUUACAAACUAAAUGCAUAUUUGGGAAUAUUUUUAUUCUGUAAACGCUUCCUACUUUUCACUCUGUCGUUUAAUUUAGUAUUGUGGAGUAACUACAAUGUUGUUGAUCCAUCCUCAGUUUUCUCCUAUCACAACCAUUAAACUAUGGAACUGUUUUAAAGUCACCAUUGGCUUCAUGGUGAAAUCCCUGAGCAGUUUCCUUCCUCUCCGGCAACUGAGUUAGGAAGGACGCCUGUAUCUUUGUAGUGACUGGGUGUAUUGAUACUCCAUUCAAAGUGUAAUUAAUUACUUCACCAUGCUCAAAGGGAUAGUCAAUGUCUGCUUUUUUUUUUUUUUUACCCAUCUACCAAUAGCUGCCCUUCUUUGCGAGGCAUUGGAAAACCUCCCUGGUCUUUGUGGUUGAAUCUGUGUUUGAAAUUCACUUCUCGACUGAGGGUCCUUACAAAUAAUUGUAUGUGUGGGGUACAGAGAUGAUGUAGUCAUUCAAAAAGUAUGUUAAACACUGUUAUUGCACACAGAGUGAAUCCAUGUGACUUGUUAAGCACAUUUUUACUCCUGAACAUACACUACAUGACCAGAAGUAUGUGGACACCUGCUCGUCAAACAUCUCAUUCCAAAAUCCUGGGCAUUAAUAUGGAGUUGGUCCCCCCUUUGCUGCUAUAACAGCCUCCACUCUUCUGGGAAGGCUUUCCACUAGAUGUUGGAACAUUGCUGCAGGGACUUGCUUCCAUUCAGCCAGAAGAGCAUUAGUGAGGUCGGGCACUGAUGUUGGGCGAUUAGGCCUGGCUCGCAGUUGGUGUUCCAAUUCAUCCCAAAGGUGUUCGAUGCGGUUGAGGUCAGGGCACUAUGCAGGCCAGUCAAGUUCUUCCACACCGAUCUCGACAAACCAUUUCUGUAUGGACCUCGCUUUCUGCACAGGGGCAGUGUCAUGCUGAAACAGGAAAGGGCAUUCCCCAAACUGUUGCCACGAAGUUGUGAAGCACAGAAUCGCCUAGAAUGUAAUUAUAUGCUGGAGCGUUAAGAUUUCCCUUCACUGGAACUAAAGGGCCUAGCCCGAGCCAUGAAAAACAGCCCCAGACCACUAUUCCUUUUCCACCAAACUUUAAGUUGGCACUAUGAAUUGGGUGUUUUCCUGGCAUCCGCCAAACCCAGAUUCGUCCGUCGGACUGCCAGAUGGUGAAGCGUGAUUCAUCACUCCAGAGAACGCCUUUCCACUUCUCCAGAGUCCAAUGGCGGCGAGCUUUACACCACUCCAGCCGACGCUUGGCAUUGCACAUGGUGAUCUUAGGCUUGUGUGCGGCUGCUCGGCCAUGGAAACCCAUUUCAUGAAUCUCCCGACGAACAGUUAUUGUGCUGACGUUGCUUCCAGAGGCAGUUUGGAACUCGAUAGUGAGUGUUGCAACUGAGGACAGAGGACUUUUACGCGCUACGCGCUUCAGCACUCAGCGGUCCCGUUCUGUGAGCUUGUGUGGCCUACCACUUUUCGGCUGAGCCGUUGUUUCUCCUAGACGUUUCCACUUCACAAUAACAGCACUUACAGUUGACCGGGGGCAGCUUUAGCAGGGCAGAAAUGUGACGAACUGACUUGUUGGAAAGAUUGCAUCCUAUGACGGCGCCACGUUGAACGUCACUGGGCUCUUCAGUAAGGCCAUUCUGCUGCCAAUGUUUGUCUAUGGAGAUUGCAUGGCUGUGUGCUCGAUUUCAUACACCUGUCAGCAACAGGUGUGGCUGAAAUAGCCGAAUCCACUCAUUUGAAGGGGAGUCCAUUUACUUUUGUGUGUAUAGUGUAUUUAGGCGUAAUUCCACUAUUACACUAUGAGGGUAUCGUGUGUCGGCCAGUGACACAACAUCUCAAUUUAAUCAAUUUUAAAUUCAGGCUGUAACACAACAAAAUGUGGAAAAAGUCAAGGGGUGUGAAUACUUUCUGAAGGCGCUGCAGAGUUAUCUAGAGUCCUGUCCUUGUACGUCAAGCUGUCUCACGCUACAGAAACAGGAGAUAGGCGCCUGCCCUAUGGGCCAUUCUGGCUCGGACAAGGCUUACUUACGAGGACUUGACAAGUGGUGUCCCCCACAGGUUCGACUCCAGGGUCCUAAUGCUUUUCACCAAAUACAGCGUCCUGGGGAACUACGCUGAGUGUACAAAACAUUAUGAACACCUUCGUAAUAUUGCGUUCCACCCCCUUUUGCCCUCAGAACAGCCUCAAUUCGUCGGGGCAUUGGACUCUACAAGGUGUCGAAAGCGUUCCACAGGGAUGCUGGCCCAUGUUGACUCCAGUGCUUCCCUCAGUGUCAAGUUGGCUGGAUGUCCUUUUGGGGGGGGGGGUGGACUAUUCUUGAUACACACGGGGAAACUGUUGAGUGUGAAAAUCUCAGCAGCGUUGCAGCUCUUGACACAAACCGUUGCGCCUGGCACCUACUACCAUACCCCGUUCAAAGGCACUUACAUCUUUUGUCUUGACCAUUCACCCUCUGAAUGGCACACAUACACAAUCCAUGACUCAAUUAUCUCAAGGCUUAAAAAGCCUUAUUUAACCUGUCUCCUCCCCUUCAUCUACACUGAUUGAAGUGGAUUUAACAGGUGACAUCAAUAAGGGAUCAUAGCUUUCACCUGGAUUCACCUGGCCAGUCUAUGUCAUGGAAAGAGCAGGUGUUCCUAAUGUUUUGUCUACUCAGUGUAUAUAUUUUCUACCUACUCUAGUAGAAUGCAUUGGUCCCAUUUCAAUCUAAUGUUGUGAAUGUUUGUUUGUCCCAUGUCAGUGGGGAUCCUCAGUGUACCUGUGUUACAAGAAGUCACUGGCUAAAACCAACACAAUCGCAUACAACGCAGGUAAAGUACUUGGAUUCUCUAUUGAACAGACAGUGUGAUAGGACAGAAUAUUGAACGGACAGUGUGAUAGGACAGAAUAUUGAACGGACAGUGUGAUAGGACAGAAUAUUGAACGGACAGUGUGAUAGGACAGAAUAUUGAACGGACAGUGUGAUAGGACAGAAUAUUGAACGGACAGUGUGAUAGGACAGAAUAUUGAACGGACAGUGUGAUAGGACAGAAUAUUGAACGGACAGUGUGAUAGGACAGAAUUGAACGGACAGUGUGAUAGGACAGAAUAUUGAACGGACAGUGUGAUAGGACAGAAUAUUGAACGGACAGUGUGAUAGGACAGAAUAUUGAACGGACAGUGUGAUAGGACAGAAUAUUGAACGGACAGUGUGAUAGGACAGAAUAUUGAACGGACAGUGUGAUAGGACAGAAUAUUGAACGGACAGUGGUGAUAGGACAGAAUAUUGAACGGACAGUGUGAUAGGACAGAAUAUUGAACGGACAGUGUGAUAGGACAGAAUAUUGAACGGACAGUGUGAUAGGACAGAAUAUUGAACGGACAGUGUGAUAGGACCAGAAUAUUGAACGGACAGUGUGAUAGGACAGAAUAUUGAACGGACAGUGUGAUAGGACAGAAUAUUGAACGGACAGUGUGAUAGGACAGAAUAUUGAACGUGUUACUACUGUAUCAUUCUGAACAGACAGCUGUUGGUUAAUCAUGUUGGGUUGAAAAAUGUACAGACACUAUUUGACACUAUUGAACACUAUUGGACACUAUUGAACACUAUUGGACACUAUUGGACACUUUUGAACACUAUUGGACACUACUCCUGAGUGGCGCAGUGGUCCAAGGCACUGCAUCGCAGUGCUAACUGUGCCACUAGAGAUCCUGGUUCGAAUCCAGGCUCUGUCGCAGCCGGCCGCGACCGGGAGACUCAUGGGGCGGCGCACAAUUGGCCCAGUACCGUCCAGGGUAGGGGAGGGAAUGGCCGGCAGGGAUGUAGCUCAGUUGGUAGAGCAUGGCGUUUGCAACGCCAGGGUUGUGGGUUCGAUUCCUACGGGGGGCCAGUAUAAAAAAAAUUAAAUGUAUUCACUAACUGUAAGUCGCUCUGGAUAAGAGUGUCUGCUAAAUGACUAAAAUGUAAAUGUAAAUGUAUUGGAGACUACUGGACACUACUGGACACUCCAGCCCUAACCCUAAACACAAGGAUAAUCUAUUAGCAGUGGUAGUCCCGUGUAGCUCAGUUGAUAGAGCAUGGCGUUUGCAACGCCAGGGUUGUGGGUUCGUUUCCCACGGGGGGCCAGUAUGAAAAAAAUAAAAAAUAAAUUAUGCACUCACUAACUGUAAGUCGCUCUGGAUAAGAGUGUCUGCUAAAAUGUGAAAAAGUACCCAAUUGUCAUACUUGAGUAAAAGUAAAGAUACCUUAAUAGAAAAUGACUCAAGUGAAAGUCACCCAGUAAAAUACUACUUGAGUAAAAGUCUUUGAUACUAAUGUAUCAUCAUGUAAAAGUACAUUUAAUUGCUAAAAUAUACUUAAGUAUUAAAAGUAUAAAUAAUUUCAAAUUCCUUAAAUUAAGCAAAACAGACGGCGCCAUUUUCUCGUUACACUCAGACAUAAUUUACAAAGGAAGCAUUUGUUUGGUGAAUCCGCCAGAUAAGAGGCAGUAGGGAUGACCAGGGAUGUUCUCUUGAUAAGUGUGGGAAUUGGACCAUUUUCCUGUCCUGCUAAGCAUUCAAAAUGUAACGAGUACUUUUGGGUGUCAGGGAAAAUGUAUGGAGUAAAAAGUAUAUUAUUUUCUUUAGGAAUGUAGUGAAGUAAAAGUAAAAGUUGUCCAAAAUUUAAAUAGUAAAGUAAAGUACAGAUACCCCCAAAAAACUACUUAAGUAGUACUUUCAACUAUUUUUAUUUAAGUACUUUACACCACUGUCUAGUAGUGAUUGGAUAAGUGCUGUGAAGACAGUGUACUGCAGGCUUCUUCAAUUCUGGUCCUGGAGGGCCGAAAACACUUCUGUUUUUUAUUUCUACCUGGUAGUUAAUUGCACUCACCUGGUGUCCCAGGUCUGAAUUAGCCCCUGAUUAGAAGGAGAGGAUGAAAAACAGAGGUGUUUCGGCCCUCCAGGACCGGAAUUGAAGAACCCUGGUGUACUGUGUGCUUCUAUCAUGCAAAUCUAAUUAGAACAUAUUAUACCUGUUUUCUCUCUCUAGGUCUGUUGUGUAGGUACCCAGAGGAGGAUGAUGAGUCUUUCCCGCUGCCGGAGUCUGUUCCUCUGUUCUGUCUGCCCAUGGGAGCUAGCAUCGAGUUCUGGCCAGCUCACAGCAAACACUCCAUGCCCGUCUUCUCUACCUUUGUACUGACUGGGGCCUCUGGGGAC